AUGGCUGAUGAAAUAGAAACAAUUCGACUUGCCAAUGACGAUAGCGAAUGUAUGGAAGGAGAGAUAGAUGCUGAUGAUGUAGAUGAAGAAGGUUCGGAUGGAGUUGUUGUUCCAGAACUUCAGGGUACAUUAUCCAAAUGGACAAAUUAUAUACAUGGCUGGCAAACUAGAUUUAUUGUUCUCAAAGAUGGUACUUUAUCUUAUUACAAAUCUGAGCAGGACAGUGGAUUUGGAUGUCGAGGUUCAAUAAGCUUGUAUAAAGCUAAUAUUAAGGCUCACGAAUUUGAUGAAUGUAGAUUUGAUGUGUCUGUAAAUGAUUGCUUAGUAUGGUAUUUAAGAGCAAGCAAUCCAGAAGAAAAACAACGUUGGGUAGAUAUUUUAAAAUCAUAUAAGUCAGAAUCAGGUUAUGGAAGUGAGAAUAGUUUAAAGCGACAUGGUAGUGCCAUUUCACUUGUAUCGAAUACACAAUCUAUUACAAGUGCAGGUAGUUUCACUAAACGAGGAGUUAGAGGACUAAAAGAAAAGUUGGCAGAACUUGAAACUUUCAGAGAUAUUCUGAUCAAACAAAUUGAUACUUUACAAAAAUAUUUUGAUAACUGUGUGGAAAAUGCUAAAAAUAUUUCCUCGAAAGAAAAUAAAGUGGAGACAAUGUUUAAUCCAGCUGAACAAUCUGUGGACUUCAAAGGUGAAGCAAUAACAUUUAAAGCUACAAGUGAAGGUGUGCUAGCAACAUUACAGCAUUGUGUUGAAUUAAUGGUACAACGAGAAGAUGCAUGGCGUCGUAGAUGGGAAAAAGAAAUUGAAAGAAAACGAAAAGUACAAGAACUUUAUAAAGCUUUGAAAGAACAAGUUACAAUGCAACAAAGUGACUUUCCUAGACCUAGAGUUCUUAUUCAUGGAGGUCCAGAUUAUGAGGAAGGUCCACAUAGUGCUCUUUGUGAUGAAGAAUUUUAUGAUGCAGUAGAGACUGGAUUAGAUAAAAUUGAUGAAGAAAAUCAGUUAAGAGAUCGUUUAAAACAAAAAUCAGUAUCAGUUUUAACUACUCCUACCAUGUCAGCAAUUGAACAUAGACUUUGGCCAGAGAUAGAAAAAAUAACGAUGGAACAAUUGCAUUAUGCGCGUCUGGGAGUAGGAGCUGGUGGAUGGCAAUUAUUUGCUGAAGAUGGUGAUAUGCGCAUGUACAGACGUGAAGAAGAAGCGGAUGGUUUAGUGGUAGAUCCUUUGAAAGCAUGUCAUGUUGUAAAAGGAGUGACUGGUCAUGAAGUUUGCGAGAUAUUCUUCAGUCCAGAGUACAGAACAGGAUGGGAAGCUACUCUUGAAGAUAUGACUGUAGUUGAAAAAGUUUCCAAAGAUACUCUAAUAUUUUUACAAACACAUAAACGAAUUUGGCCAGCAAGUCAAAGAGAUGCAUUAUUUUGGUCACAUAUGCGACGUGUAUCUGAUGAUCAAGAUCCAGAUGCACACGAUUUAUGGAUAGUUUGUAAUCAUAGUACAGAACAUCCUGAUUAUCCUCCAAAUACUGGAAAAUGUGUAAGGGUUUAUUUAACUGUUUGUCUUGUGUGUCAAACUUUCAUUGAUCCUCCAAAAGAUGAAGAUGAAAUAAAGAGAGAAAAUAUAACUUGUAAAAUAACUUAUUGUUCUGUUGUUAAUCCUGGUGGAUGGGCUCCAGCAUCUGUUCUACGUGCUGUUUAUAAAAGAGAAUACCCAAAGUUCCUUAAACGUUUCACUAGCUUUUGUAUUGACCAGUGUAAGGAUAAACCAAUUACAUUUUAA
Heterotrigona itama is the source of this 1773-nucleotide messenger RNA. The record is from the annotation of a GenBank genome assembly. Lineage: Eukaryota; Metazoa; Arthropoda; Insecta; Hymenoptera; Apidae.